Molecule: messenger RNA, 826 nt
Organism: Vicia villosa (hairy vetch)
Lineage: Eukaryota; Viridiplantae; Streptophyta; Magnoliopsida; Fabales; Fabaceae
Product: SKP1-like protein 1A
Exons: 1
Coding region: 124-633 (169 amino acids)
Biological process (GO): SCF-dependent proteasomal ubiquitin-dependent protein catabolic process
Cellular component (GO): cytoplasm; nucleus
Molecular function (GO): cullin family protein binding
Source: RefSeq, a predicted model, not a curated record
AAUACUACUCAGACUCUUUGUUUUUUCCACACUCAUCUCACUCUAUUUUCCCAGCUUCAAAAGGUUUAGGUUAAGGAUUAGGGUUUUAACUUUUCCCAAAAUCAAAGAAAUCAAAAUUCAACAAUGGCAUCUACAUCAACAACCCCGGCAUCAACAUCAGGAAAGAAGGUCAAUCUCAAGAGUUCUGACGGUGAGAUUUUCGAAGUCGACGAAGCAGUGGCAUUGGAAUCACAAACCAUCAAGCAUAUGAUUGAGGAUGAUUGCGCUGAUGAAACCGGAAUCCCUCUCCCAAUGGUGACCAGCAAGAUUCUGGCCAAGGUCAUUGAGUAUUGCAAGAAGCACUCCGAACCAGCGAAAACUGAUGAAUAUGAUAUGCCUGUUGACGAGGAUGAUAUCAAGAAGUGGGAUGCUGAGUUUGUCAAGAUUGAUGAUCAGGAUACACUAUUUGAUCUAAUUUUGGCUGCAAACUUCUUGGACAUCAAGAGUUUGUUGGAUCUUACAUGUAAAGCUGUAGCGGGUAUGAUGGAUGGUAAGACACCGGAGGAGAUUCGCAAGACUUUCAACAUUAAGAAUGACUACACUAAGGAGGAAGAGGAGGAGGUUCGCCGCGAAAAUCAGUGGGCUUUUGUAUGAAAAUUAGACAUAGAGUGAUGAGUUUAGAGAGUAAAGUUAUGUUUUUUUUUAUGCAUUAUUAUAUUUUAAUAUCUUGGUAUCUCAAUUGAGGAUCAGUUAUAUGGAUUAAUGUUAUGUUUAGUUUUAUUAAUCAAAUAGCUGCAAUGCAAUAUUUUGGUUUAUAUAUGAUUAGUACUUGUUAAUCUGUUCUUAA